AUGCCUACGAUCCUCACUCCGCAAGGAUGGGUCAAAGUCGCACCACCACCCCCUCGUAAACGACCUGUGAACCACGACCCAAAGGCCGUCUUUCGAGGACCGCUGGCAUACCUAGCCUGCCAGAGCAAACCUCCUCCCCUCAACAUUGGCGGUGGUGGGAACGUCAAAGGCAGGGCGGAAUUCCCCUAUGAUCUGAGUGCGAGCCCGGAGAAAUUGAGACGGCAGGGGGAGGUGAAUGCGCGCUCGAAGGCGGACAGGAGUGUUUCUGCUCCGGUCAUGCAUGGCGGUUUGCAUCCCCGAGACGACGAUUACGACGAGUACGACGACGAGGUCGAGGAUAUUCCCGCACCGGAGGUCCAGAGGCGUCGGCCGCGGACGCCAAAGUCGAUAGAGCAACCAAAGCCCAAAUCGAGGUCGAGUCCACAGUCCCAGUCGUCGAGAUCAUCUCAACACCACAGUCACCACCAUAACGACCGUCCCGAGCACCGUUCCCAUACCAGCUCGCACUCCCGCGCACCAUCCAGUCCCAGCUCGAGUUCGACUUCGAGCUCAGGCGCGAGCUCCAGAUCAAGCGCUCCGAGCUCGCGCUCCAGCGCCUCGAGCGUGUCCAGCGCACACUCGACAAAGUCCUACCACCGACCCGCCCCGCCAGGGCACAGCAGACGCCCAUCCGUGCCCGCAGCCGCGCCAGCAGCCAACCCGUACUACUCGAUGCCUCGAUACGACCACUACCCAGCGCCGCCGGGUUCGAUGCCUAUGCCCAUGCCUAUUCCUAUGCAUGUGCCGAUGCCUAUGCCAGCGGUGCCGGCGGCGCAACCAGUCUCGUCUGGCAAAGGCAGUGGCAGCGCAAGGAGCCUGUCGUAUAGCUGGUAUAAUGCCACCACGCCGUUGAAGCUGUGA
This is a messenger RNA of Fonsecaea pedrosoi CBS 271.37, 900 nucleotides long. RefSeq lists its product as uncharacterized. The coding region runs from base 1 to 900 and encodes 299 amino acids. The transcript has a single exon. The record is from RefSeq and is a predicted model, not a curated record. NCBI's taxonomy places the organism in Eukaryota, Fungi, Ascomycota, Eurotiomycetes, Chaetothyriales, Herpotrichiellaceae.